Gigantopelta aegis is the source of this 2051-nucleotide messenger RNA. RefSeq names its product GDP-fucose protein O-fucosyltransferase 1-like. Gene Ontology annotation, molecular function: peptide-O-fucosyltransferase activity. The coding region runs from base 372 to 1499 and encodes 375 amino acids. The record is from RefSeq and is a predicted model, not a curated record. NCBI's taxonomy places the organism in Eukaryota, Metazoa, Mollusca, Gastropoda, Neomphalida, Peltospiridae. The transcript is spliced from 9 exons. Gene Ontology annotation, biological process: Notch signaling pathway; protein O-linked glycosylation via fucose.
GACAAAAUUCUAGUUUAUAUUGAUCACACACGUUUUUUUUUUUUUUUUAAUUUUUGUUUUUUUUUUGUUAAAAACUUUACUUUUAUAUAAAUUUUGCAAUCAAAUUUCCAUCACGUGCACGAACAGUUUGUUGAUGAUUUUAGUGCUUUUAGAGUAGUCUCCCUUAAGUAAACGCGGAAACCCAAGUGAAUCAUUGUAAACAUUCAUGUUAAAAAUACACGUGUCGCGUGUGUAGCUGCAGUUGGCAAAUGUGUGACAACUUGAGACAACGACUUUUCGGAACCGAGCUCUAUACCAAAGAGGAUCACUUGUUGUAUUUGUCGGUUUUGAUGGGAAUCAUCUACAUACACAUGAGACAACUCUGAGUAGAGAUGCUGCUGAUACUGCUUGUAUGGAUCAACUCUCUAACAUGGAUGGUUACAUCUUUAGAACAGGACACCAGUGGAUAUGUUGUGUAUUGUCCAUGUAUGGGACGUUUUGGCAACCAGGCGGAUCAGUUUCUCGGUGCAUUAGCCUUUGCAAAAACUUUAAACCGAACAUUGAUCCUGCCACCCUGGGUUGAAUAUAGACCUGCUUACAGGACCUCGGUCCAGGUGCCCUUCGAUACGUACUUCAAGGUAGCAUCUCUGAGGGAGUAUCAUCGAGUUAUCACCAUGGAAACUUUCAUGAAGCAUUUAGCACCAACUGUCUGGCCACCUGAGGAAAGAUUUUCUUUUUGUCCAGUAGCACGAAGUCAUAGUCCAAAGACAAAUGAUUGCAAUGCUAAAUAUGGAAACCCAUUUGGACCCUUUUGGGACACGUUUGGAAUUGAUUUUGUUAAAUCAGAGAUAUUUGGACCUUUGCCGUACGAUGGGCAAGGUAUUCAUCUGAAGAAAAAAUGGGAUGAAAGAUUCCCUCCUGAGAAAUUUCCAGUGUUAUCUUUCACUGCCCCUCCAUCCAGCUUUCCAGUUCAGAAGAUUCAUGUUGGCCUCCAGAAGUAUGUCAAGUGGUCCAAUGAGUAUGAGCAGAAAGCCAAAGACUUUAUCAAGACAACAAUUGUAGAAAGACCCUAUAUUGGAAUCCAUUUGAGAAAUGGCAUAGAUUUUAAAAGAGCUUGUGAUCAUAUAAGCGACGCCCCGAGAAUGUUUGCGUCUGCCCAGUGUCUAGGUUACUCUGGUGAGAAGGGAAAACUCACUAAAGACAUAUGUUUCCCGUCUGAUGAUAUUGUGAUCCGUAAUGUGAAAAAGGAAGUCAAGCGAAUCAAGGCUAAAGUUGUAUUUGUUGCCUCAGACAACAGAUAUCUCAUUAAAGAAUUCUCAGCAGCCAUGAAGAAGGUGAAGUUUGUGAAACAGCCAAGUGAUGCCAGCCCACAUCUGGAUCUGGCUUUGUUGGGCAAGGCAGAUCAUUUCAUAGGCAACUGUAUCUCAACAUUUUCGGCAUUUGUCAAGCGGGAGCGAGAUGCUAAUAAUCUAUCAACUUCAUUUUUUGCAUUUGAACCAAAAAAACAUGAUGAACUAUAACAAAUUAUUUGAUCUCUAUACACAUUUAUAUUGCAUAUUUUGUUUGUUAACAUGUGGCAUUUAUUUUAUUUAUAUAUGUUGAAUUAUGGGUUUUUUAAAACAUUUUUACUCUACACUACAUGUAUUUACCAAAAAGUGUUAUUUGUCUAUUGCUGUUUACCACUAUCUCUUUGUUUGAAUGAUGUAACCAACUGAAAUCUGUUUUCUGUCUGCACUACAGUUAAUUUAUUCCUGGAGUUGAUGCUCUUAACAUUGAAGUGGAGAGUAACAACUUUUUCCCAUAUGCACUAUAUCUUUUAUACGCCCAUGUUUGACAGGUCAUAUUAUGGCAUUGUCCGUUCUUCCAUCCGUCCUUCUGAAAUCUUUUUAUUUCCGGAGCAUAUCUUUCCUAUCAAUUCAUAUUGGAUCAUUAAACCUUGCAUGCGAGUACAACUUGGGAUGGUGGUGCAUGUGUAGUGUACCAUAACUAGGUCACCAUGACCUACUUUUCAUGCAUUCCCACACAUUAAAGGAAAUCCUUGUUCGGGCCAUAUAUAUAUAUAUAUAUAUGAA